UGACAGAAGACAUCUGUUUACUGUUUUUCUAGGUUAUAUACUUUCUAUUUUGUCACAAUAAAAAAAUUAAUUUUAAGAGAUGCUAAUAAUUAAUUUGUUAUAAUGGAAGUAAGCCCAUUAUGUAUAAUUUUGGUAAAAUCAGACAGUAAAGGUGACAGAUUACUAUUUAGGUAUCCUUUUCAAACUCAACACAGCAAUGAACCUUCAGGAACUCGACGUAAAAAUCCUUAUACUCUUCCUGUAGUAGAUGAUUUGCUGCAGAGAAAUAACCAACCACAUUCUAAUAUUAAUAAAGAAAAUUUAACCGGAUUUACUGACGAAGUUCUUUCUUCCCUUUUUGCGGUUAAAACUGAAUUGUGUAACAGAAAGUUUGAGCUUAAAGUAAAUGAUGUAAGGUUUGUAAGUCACCCAACGAUACUUCAACUUAGAAACAAACAGGAAAAGGAGGAUGAGUCGGAGUCUGGUAUGUUAGUUAAUAUUGUGUUUGCUUUGCAAGCUUUGGCAAGUCACUCUGUUGUUAAAUGUUAUCAUGAUCUGAGUAAAAGAAUGGGAAUUGUUUUGAAGUAUGAAGAAAAAAGAUGUGGGUAUGUAACCGAGCAGACUCAGUUAAUGACUACAGCUCAUGAUGAUGGUUAUACCAGUGGUCCAGGUAGUGCUUUUAAAAUAAUUUUGGAAAAGUGUUCGUUAGCUGGUAAUAUUAAGAAAAUGUAUGAUGAUCUAUGUUCAACUGGAUUGGUUAGUUUGAGAAUAAAUAGAUGGAUACCGCUAAGUUUUUGUUUGCCACAAAAAGUUCAUCAAUGGCACAUGCGGGGCAAAAUUGUAGAGCCUGCUGACAUUGACAGGUGUUUAAAUGCUUUAAGACCGUAUCACAGUUUAUUACUUCUUCAUCCAUUACAACAAAUGAACGAUUUCACAUCUUUAGAUGGGUCUCCUUCUUUGGAUCGAAUGCUGUCACAAUAUUCUCCUUUAAAAAAUUUACAAACAUUAGCAUCUGAUUCUGACCUGACCCUAACACAUGUGUUUGAACUAACAGCUCAUUUAGUGUACUGGGCGAAAGCAACAGUGAUAUUUCCAGUAUGUUCAACGAAUAAAUAUAUCAUAUCUCCAAAUGCUCCCAUUCACAUUCAUUCACCACUCGUAGAUAAGUUUAGCGAAGCAUUUCCAGGCUUAAACUUAAUAAGAGUCAUCAGCGAAUUUUCAUUACCGACCUCUUUAGGACAAAAGUGCAAUCCGCUGUGUCACCCUACGCAACAGUCUCAACUGGUACAGACCAUUAUUUGGAUGCUACAACAUCACCUUUUAUUACAACUUCACACAUACAUUCAGUAUAUGCCCACUGAUAAUGGAUUAGUACUACAUAAAACUGAUAAUCAUAAGAAACAUUUGACAUCACCAUCACCCAGAAGUAGUACUGUAAUGUCAAAUUACCAAAUAACCCAUACAGAAAGAACUGAAUCGGAAAGUGGAGCAUCUAAUAUAUCAGAGGCGCCGGAACUGAUAACUAACAGAAAUAUUACGUUAGAGAAUGUUAGUUUUACCUCUACAGAAGACGAUAAACAAGACUACCAGGAGGAAUUACUUCUGGAUUUUCCCGAUGAAGAAAGAAGUUCUAUUUUCAAAAUUCCUGCCACAAAUACACCGGAGGACCUGAAACUAUUCGCCCGCUUAUGUAGAAAAGAAUACUUUCAAGGCAACCACCACGUGGAAGAAAUCAUGUACCUGGAAAACCUACGAAGGAGUCAAUUACUACAAUUGUUGGACAAGUUUAGGGACGUGCUGAUUACGUACGAGACGGAAGAUCCUGCUAUAGCAAUGUUUUCCUGCUCUUCAUAGCACACGAUGAAAUUCUAUUAUUGACUGGAUUUCAUUUGUGAGAUGGUGGUACAAAAUUAUUUGUCCAAUGUUAAAAAAUUAGUAGAUGCCGGUUAUGCUAUUUUGAAAUCCUUGUAACAUCUCUUAGGUCGCAUUGUACAUUUUAUUUAGUUACUGAAAACUAUUCUAGAAAAAAAUAUAUCUGGAAAUUAAAAACUAUUAAUUUAAAAUUAAAAUUUAUUUAGAGCCAUCGCAAAAAAUCGUAAUUAAGACAGGGUAUGAAAUUAUUUAAAAAUAAGGGAAAUAAAUGAAAGAAACAAAUAAAAAAUUAAGGUCGGCGAAAUGAGCUACUGAAGACGAUAUAUAGACAAUUGAAGCCAAAAAAUAAACUGGUAUGGACACCUGCAGAAAAUGAUGAUGACCGAAAGAGAUAAAAAAAUGGACUUCGCCAACUAGAAGAAAACAAGGGAGACCAAGAUGCCCCUAUACAGAAAAUGUCGAAGGUGCAAUGACAGUAGGAGAUUUAAAAACUGAAAAUGGAGUGAUAUAACUUUCCGAAAUUUUUGUUCUUUCUAAAAUUCUUCUAAAAUUCCUCAUUAAUUAUGGUUUUUUCAUUGGCUCGAUAAUAUUAUUUAUUGUUAUUUUAUUUUUCAAAUAUUCCACUUUUCAAUAAAUUCACACGUACUCGUCAGGAAUACAAAUGUUUGAAGGUAGAGUGGACCUUGUCAAAAGUACACCCUAUCGAUAUAACUUCGACAUUCCUUUAAUCAAAUAUUCCUUGAAAUGUAUAUAGAUAUCGAAGUGGAAUUGAAGCGAAAACAUGAAUGUGACUAUACUAAAAUCACAACCAAGAUGCAUUAGUAAUAAACAAUCAAAGACACGUUGAAUGCUACUAGGAGCACUCCCGAAUCAUUAUUUACUUACACAUUAUUUAGGAGUGCUCCUUGUAACAUUUAACGUGUCUAGGUUUGUUUAUUUCUAAUGCAUCUUGAUUGUGGUUUUAGUAUAGACUUAUUUUAUGUGAGAGAGAGAAUAUUGAAAGCAGAGAAAUACACUGAAUAUACCUUUAAUGAUAUCAAUAUAUUUCAAGGUCCUGGAAUCGUGGUAAUAUUUGGCUUUUAAUUCCUAGUUGUUUGUGAUUAUAGAUUUAUUUAUUUAUUUGUUGUAAUUGCAUUUUUAUACAUACCAAAUACUAAAAAAAAAUAUAUAUCGAUUUUUUAAAAAUAAAAGUUUUACAAAACU
Messenger RNA from Diabrotica virgifera virgifera (western corn rootworm), 3054 nucleotides. It is a transcript of the gene Nprl3, whose product is annotated as GATOR complex protein NPRL3. Gene Ontology annotation, cellular component: GATOR1 complex. The transcript is spliced from 9 exons. Bases 103 to 1833 code for a protein of 576 amino acids. The record is from RefSeq and is a predicted model, not a curated record. Gene Ontology annotation, biological process: cellular response to amino acid starvation; TORC1 signaling; positive regulation of autophagy. NCBI's taxonomy places the organism in Eukaryota, Metazoa, Arthropoda, Insecta, Coleoptera, Chrysomelidae.